Molecule: messenger RNA, 3624 nt
Organism: Saccoglossus kowalevskii
Lineage: Eukaryota; Metazoa; Hemichordata; Enteropneusta; Harrimaniidae
Product: choline transporter-like protein 2
Biological process (GO): transmembrane transport
Cellular component (GO): membrane
Molecular function (GO): transmembrane transporter activity
Source: RefSeq, a predicted model, not a curated record
AUGGGCGAAGACAACAAAGUAGCACCCGAAGAUGCAGAUAGUAAGAAAUACGGAGAACCGGCGAAGUAUGAUCCAACUUUUAAAGGACCAAUUGCAAAUAGGAGCUGCACAGAUAUCAUCUGUUGUGUCAUAUUCAUAGUUUUUAUUGCCGGCAUGUUUGCUGUUGGAUAUUUUGCUUGGAGCAAUGGAAAUCCAUAUAAACUAAUAUAUGCUACUGAUGGUAGGGGGCAGAUUUGUGGCUAUGAUACUUUAGUUGCAGACAAGCCAUAUUUAUUUUAUUUUGACAUAACUGCUUGUGCAAGUGCUGCUUCACUAUUAGAACUACAGUGUCCCACUACACAGAUUUGUGUGUCGAAAUGUCCAACAGAGAAUUGGGUCGGAUAUUUAGAGGAAGUAAAAUAUCAGGACCCAACAACUACGCUGAGUGUAGAAUGGACUAAAUUCAUCUGUGAUUAUGAUAUAGAUGCGGAAAACUCUGGAAAGAGUCCAUUAACUCUGUUUGAAGAUGAUGAAUGUGCAUCAUACUACUUGGAAUCAUCUGAUUUGUAUGGUCGAUGUAUCCCGUCUUUCAUUGUAACAGCGGUGGAGGCUGCAAGUGGUCUAAUCACAGAUUCAAGUAACCAUACCCUAGUAGAUGCUAAUAACCAAACUAUCUCACUUGAUGAUUUAGAAGCUGCUCAAAUAGCUCUUGCAUAUUAUAUCAACGCCAGAGCCAUUGCUGAUAAAGUAUUUGAUGAUAUCACAGAGACGUGGACGUUUCUCAUUGGUGGAGCGGUAAUUGGAAUGCUUAUUAGUUUCAUUUUCAUAGUAUUAAUGAGAUGGAUUGCUGGUAUUGUGGUUUGGUUAAUUAUUAUACUCUUAUUUCUGUUGCUGGCCCUUGGUAUUUACUUGUGUUACACUGAAUACGCUGAAUUAGCCAGUGUUGAUACUUCAUCCAUUGAGUUUGAAUUCACAACAAAUCUUACAAGCUAUUUAGACAUGAAGGAAACAUGGCUGGCUUUCACUAUCAUCCUGGGUGUAGUUCUUGCUAUUCUGAUUUUGAUUGUAAUAUUCCUGUUUAAGCGAAUCAGACUGGCAAUUGCAUUGAUCAAAGAAGGCAGCAGGGCAGUUUCAAGUUGUAUGUUCACACUUUUAUGGCCUGUCAUUCCAUUUUUGCUUGAGGUUGCGCUAUUUGCAUUCUGGAUUGUGUUAGCUGUUUACCUAGCCACCUCUGGUAGUGCUACUUAUGCCAUUGCCAAUGCACCUACUGACUAUCCUAUUGCUAAUGGUACAUCCUGUGAUGUCACACUGUUUGAUGGCAACAACACCGGAGCACAGUGUAUCUUUGUUGAGUACAGCGGAGAUCCCAAUCUUUUUCGCAUGCAGAUUUAUAUUCUCUUUGGACUGUUUUGGAUUAUGAAUUUCAUCGUUGCAUUGGAUCAAAUUGUUCUGGCUGGAGCGUUCGCUUCAUAUUACUGGGCUUUCACAAAACCUAAGGAUAUUCCAGUGUUUCCAGUCUCUUACUCAUUAGGAAGAUCGUUAAGGUAUCAUUUAGGGUCCUUGGCCUUUGGUUCUUUUAUCAUUGCUGUCAUACAAAUAAUCCGAGUGAUGUUGGAAUAUCUUGAUCAUAAACUGAAAGGUUCAGAAAAUAAAGUUGCCAAGUUUUUAUUGAAGUGUAUGAAAUGUUGUUUUUGGUGUUUGGAGAAAUUUAUGAAAUUUCUAAACAAGAAUGCAUACAUUAUGAUUGCUGUUUAUGGCAAAAACUUUUGUACGUCUGCAAAGAAUGCCUUCUUCCUACUGAUGAGAAACAUUGUCAGAGUUGUUGUUCUGGACAAGAUUACAGACUUCUUACUAUUUCUUGGCAAAUUGAUGGUGACAGCAGCGGUUGGCACACUCGCGUAUUUCUUUUUCACAAAUCAAAUAUCUUGGUAUGAGACGUACUUAAGUGAUUAUUUAGGUUCUGUGCCAACUCUCAACUAUUACUGGAUACCCAUGAUUAUUAUUUGCAUUUUAACCUACUUAAUAGCAUCCAUCUUCUUUAGCGUGUACAAUAUGGCUAUCGAUACGCUGUUUCUCUGUUUCCUUGAGGACUUGGAGAGACAUGACGGUAGUGCUGAGAAGCCUUACUACAUGAGCAAAGAAUUAAUGAACAUCGCUGGAGCCAAAAAUGAUAAAAAUGUGAAAAAGAAAUAAACGUAUAUAUUUAAUUAUUUUUAAUCAAAACAUUUUAAUACAGAAAUUAUUUUUAUGUCAUAUUACAAAACUUCAUUUUUAGAUCUACAUAAUUUUUUUUAUCCUUAUACCUUUCUCAACUCUAUUUACUAAAUAUCUAGUUUUCUACAACAUUCAUUUUGAUUGGUUCACAUCUAAUUAUUUGCAUGCCAUCAGCCAAUUAGUUUGGAUAUUACUAAAAUGAAAUGUAUAAUUGGGAAAGCAUAUUGAUUAAACAAGAAUUGAAAAACCGUCCAGAUGAUUUAAGAUUUUAAUUGUCCUUAAAACCCCUGAGUGCCAUAAUAUUGUACAUUUUGUCUGAUAUUAUUUUUUUAUUAAUUUUUUAUUUCAAUAAUUUUUUUUCAAUUUUGGACGUAAUUAACAAGUCUUAAUCAAAUUUUAGAUAGAAUUGUGAGUUUAAAAUUUGUGAAAUGUGACAAAAGUUGGCUGUGGCACUCAAAGGGUUUAAAGUCGGCUUGUUUUGUACUACUAGUGGUUGUAUGUCACCAAAAUUAUGUUUAGGGAUUAGCCUUACCGAAAGUAGAACAUCAUCGAGCAAUUUCGUAGCUUCAGUUGUAAUUGAGUUUUCAGCACCUUUGGGGGUCAUCAAGACAACAAAUCAUACACAGGAUUAUCUGUUCGAUGAAUGAAGAUGGACUAUAUUAUGAAUUUAAUAUUAAUGUGUAAUUUCCAUCAAAAUUAAUCGUACCAUUAUCUCCUACCUUAUUACAAAAUAUGAAUUACAAUAUGGCUUGAUAUUUUCAAGAUGGCAGAUAUUUUAAAAUGAAAGUUCAUAUCAAGAAAGUUAGGCUAAUUUCCACAAUAUUGCUUAGUUUUAGGGUACUCACACGAAGCGAUUAGGUCAAGAAGUCGAUGUGACAUUGACCUGUCAUGUAUACUAUACCAUCAUUUGCAGUAAACCAAUAGGGGAUUUUCCGUACAAUUGCGAGAUCUCGCGAGAUGCAUGAAAGACGCGCGUCGAACGUCUGCUGCAAAAAUCGAACGAUUUGAUUUUGAACUUGAAUUUCCUUAUUUCGUAGCUCACACCGACCGGCCGAUCUUCGACAGAGGAAUAUUGCUUCCGAAUACCCUCACUUAAUCGAAAUUGCCUAUCAUCAAAUGCGGACAGCACAUUAUUAAGCAUGGAAAUGUCCCCGAAAUACUUUCGCGUUUGUCGAAUCCCACGCGAUGUUUGACGCCACUACGACGCUAUGACCUUUGUUUGUCCUGUUUUUACGUUCGAUUUCACGCAUAACGCGUGAUUCUCGCAGUGUACGGAAAAUGGUCUAUUAGUGUGUCUUUACAUGCUUUCAUUAAUAACUUCCAAGGCAUACAAGGAUAUGAAUAAGUUUUUUACCCAACAGUAAAACAGCGCAUAUAAAACUUAACACUAUUUGCUAUAAUCACAGCGUAAAUAAUAAACCUAUGGAUCAA